CGGUCGACGAACGUUGCCGCUGAGUACGCUCGUGCGACGUAAAGCAGCAAUCAGCUUGAAUGGUGUGUAUUGUGGUUAGAGAGUGGAAUUUCUGAAUUGGGUUUUUGCGGAAGUAUUCGCAUCGGUUUAGCAAAUGAAUCAAUACCAGUGAAGUAGCAUUAGUUCUAGCGAUAGUUCGCCGUCAACGUUGUCGGUGAAAUGUCCAACAAGGCAGCGCAGGAAGCGGAUUUCACAGUUCAAUAGCUCGCGGAAAAGGAAAUGUGGUCCGCCGCUAGAGGUACCACCAAUCCAGAGCUGGAAGUGUGACACUGUGUGUGAGUGCGUGUGGAUUGUGUGUGCAUGCGACAAUCGUCCCACCGCUGGAAGCUUCGAGCUGCGCGUGUAAACGGCUGGAGUGAAGGAGAACGAGAGCAACGCGAGAGUUUGCUCAAACAAAGAGCAAGGGCGAAGAAGAGAAAGAGUCAUAAGUUGAAGAAGAAGAAGAAGAGAAGAGGAAAAGGAAGAAGGAAUAAGAUAGCGCUUUCGUGCGAGACCAUGUGUGUGCGUUAACGUGGGGUUCAGUGUGUGCGAAAAGAGAGCAUAGAUUCGUCUUCGCCAGACAUACAGUUGCUGCAAUAGCCAACAAGGGAAGCGAUCAUCGUCAUCAUCAGCAGCAUCGAGUGCGUUGACACUUCGCGAAAUACAAAAAGAGCCUUUUGCUCUAAAAGAUCGCGUGUGUCAUCCAGAGGACGGUGCAUAACAGCAGAGAUAACAGGAAGAAAGCAGUAGAGGACCGGAAGUGAUCGCACAGCGACGGCGCGCAUUCCUGAAAGCAAUAAAACGGCCACGGCAGUAGCAGUAGGAUAACGUCACUCCUCCCGGCUCAUAAUACACCUCCAGUAGGAGGAGGAAUUUUGUUGAACAGCAGCGUCUGUCUGCGGUCUUCGCUUCGCUAGGAAAAAAAACUCCAUCAAGAACACUUCACUUUACUGCCUUUCGGGAGGAAGACACCAUUAUCGAGGAAGGAAGGCGCAAGUAAUAAUAUAGCAGCGCUCCGUAGUGCAGCGGUGUUGUGGUAGGGAUCUCUCUCUUCGGCCAAAAUGCGUGAAUACAAAAUCGUCGUCCUCGGCAGCGGAGGUGUCGGCAAAUCGGCCCUCACAGUGCAGUUCGUUCAGGGAAUAUUUGUGGAAAAGUACGAUCCCACGAUAGAGGACAGCUACCGGAAACAGGUGGAAGUGGACGGGCAGCAAUGCAUGUUGGAAAUUUUGGACACAGCCGGCACAGAACAAUUCACCGCCAUGCGAGAUCUGUACAUGAAGAACGGACAGGGCUUCGUGCUAGUAUACUCCAUCACCGCGCAAUCCACCUUCAACGAUCUGCAGGAUCUGAGGGAGCAAAUCUUGAGGGUGAAGGACACUGACGAUGUUCCGAUGGUGUUGGUCGGCAAUAAAUGCGAUCUCGAGGACGAGCGGGUCGUGGGCAAGGAUCUGGGCAGGAGUCUAGCGGCGCAGUUCAAUUGUGCAUUCAUGGAAACGUCUGCCAAAGCCAAAAUUAAUGUUAACGACAUCUUCUACGACUUAGUGCAACAAAUCAACAAGAAAUCACCCGAAAGGAAGCCCAAUAAAAAGAAGAAAUCGCUGUGCGUGCUGCUGUAAAACCACUGUUUAGGGCACAAUGUGUGUGAAUGGUUCAACACAAACAACAAACACAAUCCGUAGAAACCAGACGAGACGACGACGCUGUAACUGUGCUGCUGUGGCCGCGAGAUAAUCAAGUGUUAGGACAAGCGAUUGCGCUACACGAAGCGCGCCUGUUUGUCUCAGGGGCAAAGGGGUUUGAGAACUAAAAGUGUGAAGAGGUGGUGAUUUACACGGGCGUUAAACAAAACGGGGAAAAAAGCUAGCAGUCCCUAAAUGUUACAUACAAAUACACAAACAGACGAAUACAUACAGAAACAUAAUUUCCUUCUUUACUAUACACACAUGUACACAGACAUGUUCUAGCCAGGACACCGUUUUUUAAGUGAGGAGUGCACAGACUAAAACAAACACACUUUAAAAUCACACACACACACAACUCUUCUAGGGAAACGGGAAAAAUUAGAUAUGUGAGCAAAGCGGACCGAAGGACUUUUUAAGGGUAAUAAGAAAGUAUUGGGUUAAAUUUAUCUGAUGAUCACAAGUAGGCGGUGUAUCGUUUCCAUCAACGCAUGACAACCGAUUUGGUGCAAUGUACGAAACAGAAUAAAAACAACUCUCUUGAAACGUUCAAACAAACCUCUACAAAAAGGAAAACAACAUCGCGUAACCAAAAUGGGAUAGGCCAAUUUUUCAUCACCGUCAAUAUCACCACUAAAGAAUCCCGAUCAUUAUCAUCAUAGGAAAAGCUGGACAACAAACAGAGAACAACCAAACCCUAGCAUCCGCAAAUUCUUCGUAGAUUAGUAGACCGAAUCAAACAUCCGGAUGUUUUAUUAUCGGACGCGCAGCACGAGGAAGAGAAAGGAAUAAUGGAAACAACAUUGGUUUACAACAGGCGGAGAAAGUAGAGUCAGAGAGGAAGAGCGAUAUCGUAACAAGGAACGUGUGGGGGGGACUGAGGGGACACGGCGGGCGACAGAGUGGGCACAUUCAAAUGCAACUCGGCUGCCUCCGGUUGGAUGAUAGCAAGUGGCUGCAAUAGAUAACGCAAAAACAGAAAGAGGAACUUAACCCACUAAUCAGCAAAGGGAAAUAUCCCGCUGGCGUUAGGACAUUUUCUAUCUUCUAUUUCGCCUUCCAGUUCUCGUUUUUUUAUGAUAGAAAUUUGUUUUUUUUUUUUACAAGAGAAAUAUAAAUGAAAUUAAAAAGUAUUUCAGUACUUCGAGCCCCCUUUACUGGUCGCCUUUUGUUCGUACCGCGCGAAUAGGAUUAUUACUUUUUAAUUGUACUUCGCUGUAGGUCGAAAUGAAAUAAAUCAAACCACAUUAUGCGUGGCAAAAUGGAACGAAACAAGAGUGGAAUUGAUAGUAGUGUGAUAUAGCACGAUUGUAAAGCGUCAGGUCGGUGGAAGGAAGGUGGAAGCGGGAGUGGCGAUCGCGAUCACGUGUGUUCCAACCAUCCUGCUUGAAAUCUUCCUAGGUAACAAACGAAGGCCUUUUUUAAACAGACCUGAAAUGAUUUAUGUUUUCCCGAUUCCGUUUAGCGUGUAUGGCACUGCAAGAGAAAAGGAAAGUUAUAGGAUGAUAAGACACAAAGUUAAAGGUAUAAGAUGCGUCAUUUCGUGGUGUCGACCGCAAUAUCAAUAUUUGAUCCGGCAUUUUGUUUAUGUCAGGAAGUAUAUGUUCUACAAGAAUCUUUUCUAUACUAUACGUACGCCGAAUUCAAAUAAAUAAAAUAUUUUCUUUCACAAUCAUGAUUAUUAGAAUUGAAUCAAUUGAAAAGUGUCGCUCAAAACCAGAUCGUGCAAUCCCAUUUCCAUGCUCGUAGAUGACCGUUCGGCAAUGGUCCGUCUAUGUACCAGUUCUAGGUUCAUCCCUCAGUUUGUGAAAUGGUGCCAAAGGGAACACGGUCGUAAUAGGGAGUGCUGGAGUAGAAUUAACUUACUUAUAAGUAAACCAUCGGUGUUGGCUUUUCGAAGCAAUCGUACAACAUUUAUUUUUCUUCUAGCUCAACUUCACAUUCAAGAUGGCUUCAUGUCAUCGAGAAGCAACCAUUGCACGGAAUUUUCAAUGGGUUCAUAUAUCUGUUGUAAAACACAGGAUAAGAAAAACCAAACCUGCCCCCAAAGGACUUAUCAAAAAAGGAUAAACUACACGCAUAUGAAAAAUUUAAAGUGCGUGCACUCACACACACCUUUGAAAAGCGUAUUAAACGAUGUUAGCAGUAAGCAAAGGCAAUUAUUAUACAAAAAUAUACAUAUACUUAAAUAGCAGAAUAAGAGGACAUCGUGGAAGAAAGCGAGCAAAUAAUGUUCUUCUUGUGGAUAGACGUUUGGUCAUCAUGUGUUGUCUUGUUGUAGUUGUCUCGCAAUGAAUCGCAUCUACGAGGAAUGUUAUAAUCCAAUCUUACAGUUUCUAGGGGAUAUAGAAGGACGUGAAGUGGUAUAGGCCUUCGAGCACUAUAUUUACUGUUUUAUUCCAGCACGAUGGGAAUGUUUCUACUGAACGGCACCUGGAACGUCACCCCCCAUCCUAUCUAAAUUCACACACCUCGGCGCAGUGAGUCGUUUUCGACCAGCUUUUAACGCAUCCUCUCCUUUCUCGAAGCGUGCAGAAAUUCGGUUACGAUGCGUAAUCAAAUAGUGCAAUGGUGCGUGCUAGUAUGGUUAAUGUAUAAUGUGUAGUUCCGCUCAUAAGAUGUUGGAAAGCAUCCAGCCAGGGCAAACCGAUCAACCAUAGAAAAUGAAACGGAAGUCAGGAAGUAUUAAAUGAUCAUUCACAUGAACUUUCUUCAUAUCCAUAUGCACACUUUCAAAUUGCUCUAAUUUGGUUUGGUUAACUUUUUGCAAAGUAAGAUUAUUAGCGCGAAUUACAAAAAAAUAAGACGGAAGAGAAUUCAAUCAUUUAGGGAGGACCGGCUUCGAUUGUGUUAGAAUAUUUGGCAAAACAAUCUUCCAGCAGCGUGUGUGAAUGCUGGAUGGACUUUUUCCUGUUUGUGCUCAUGAUGUGUCAGGCUUUGCCAAAGGCUUUGAUACUGUGUGAUUUAUUAAAGUCAGUUGUUAAUGGAAAUCGAUGGGAUUCAAAGAAUAUGAAAAUUGAAAAAUGCACUACUACGAAACACGUUGGUAGCGGUGAGGUGUAUGGUAAACACUAGCGGUGGCUUAAAGAUUUACAGCAUAUUUUUCACUUUCUCUCCAUCUCUGCCUUCUCCAUUUCCUGUUUGAUGGAAAGUAUUAUUACUACACUCAAAUCACCAGCGAGAACGCGUUCUCAGUAAAACAUUAAAAUAGAACAAAUAAAAACUGCAAUAUAGCGGAUGCGCUAAAGUGAGAAAUUUUCGUCAACCAGUCGUCUAGUUAAAAAAAUGGAAACAAAAAAUAACUCAUCACAUAAUAUAGAAAAGCAAAAGAAGCAAAACAGACGCAAAAGAGACGAAAGUAAACUGAUUGAUCAUAAUUGUGUAACCAACU
Messenger RNA from Anopheles coustani, 5088 nucleotides. It is a transcript of the gene Rap1, whose product is annotated as ras-related protein Rap1. Gene Ontology annotation, molecular function: GTP binding; GDP binding; GTPase activity. Gene Ontology annotation, biological process: cellular response to cAMP; Rap protein signal transduction; negative regulation of synaptic vesicle exocytosis. Gene Ontology annotation, cellular component: plasma membrane. Bases 1080 to 1634 code for a protein of 184 amino acids. The transcript has 7 exons. NCBI's taxonomy places the organism in Eukaryota, Metazoa, Arthropoda, Insecta, Diptera, Culicidae. The record is from RefSeq and is a predicted model, not a curated record.